ACCAAUAUUCAGCAGCACAACACUAUUUGGCUUCCAAGAGAGAGAAGGAGAUGGCGCCGUGGAUUCGGAUUCUUGUCCUGGCCUUGGCCAUGGUGGCUUGUCUGUUUCCGGCAUCGGUGGAGUCUAUGGUUCGACAUUACAAGUUUAAUGUGGAACUGAAGAACAUAACAAGACUCUGUUCCACAAAGCCCAUCGUCACUAUCAAUGGAAAAUUCCCUGGACCGACCAUCGUUGCUAGGGAGGACGAUACUGUUCUCAUUAAGGUGGUCAAUCAUGUCACCUACAAUCUCAGCAUCCACUGGCACGGAGUAAGACAACUAAGGACGGGGUGGGCCGAUGGGCCGGCAUACAUAACCCAAUGCCCAAUCCAACCAGGGAAUCAGUAUGUGUACAAUUUUACCCUCACUGGCCAGCGAGGCACGCUUUGGUGGCACGCCCACAUUCUCUGGCUCAGAGCCACCGUCCAUGGAGCCCUAGUCAUACUGCCUAAGCGUGGCGUUCCUUAUCCCUUCCCCAAACCCGACAAAGAAGAGAUUGUUAUAUUAGGUGAAUGGUGGAAAUCAGAUACUGAAGAUGUGAUCAAUGAAGCUUUGAAAUCUGGUUUGGCCCCAAAUGUCUCAGAUUCUCACACAAUCAAUGGCCAUCCUGGACAAGCCCUUAAUUGUCCUUCACAAGGAUAUACGUUAUCAGUGAGACCUGGCAAGACCUACAUGCUUCGGAUAAUCAGCGCUGCACUUAAUGAAGAACUCUUUUUCAAGAUCGCCGGACACCAACUCACUGUCGUCGAGGUCGACGCAACCUAUGUUAAACCCUUCAAAACCGACACGAUCCUCAUCACCCCCGGCCAAACCACAAAUGUACUCUUAACAACCCACAAAGGCGCCGGCAAGUACAUGGUUGCAGCCUCUCCUUUCAUGGACGCGCCAAUUGCAGUCGAUAACACCACCGCCACCGCUACGCUAUACUACUUAGGCACGCAAACCACGGUCUCCACCACACUCAUCGCCCCACCUCCCCAAAACGCCACCCCUGUCGCAACCAAUUUCACAAAUGCCCUUCGAAGCCUCAACUCCAAAGAAUACCCAGCGAGUGUUCCAUUGAAGAUCGAUCACAACCUUUUAUUCACAAUCAGUCUCGGAAUCAAUCCUUGUCCAACUUGCUCGGGUGGAAGCCGAGUUGUUGCUGACAUCAACAACAUCACGUUUGUGAUGCCCUCUGUUGCUCUGCUUAAUGCCCAUUUCUUCAAUAUAAACGGGGUUUUCACUGAUGAUUUUCCAGCGAAGCCUCCGAAACCGUACAAUUAUACAGGGGCACAGCUGACGAAUUUCCAGACGAUGAAAGGGACGAGACUUUAUAGACUCGCUUACAAUUCCACAGUUCAAUUGGUUUUGCAAGAUACAGGGAUGAUUGCACCGGAAAACCAUCCGCUCCACCUACAUGGAUUCAACUUCUUUCAAGUUGGGAGAGGAAUAGGGAAUUUUGAUCCGAAGAAGGAUGCGAAGAAGUUCAAUCUUUUUGACCCGGUUGAGAGAAACACCAUCGGCGUCCCCUCCGGUGGAUGGACAGCUAUCAGAUUUAGGGCAGACAAUCCAGGGGUUUGGUUUAUGCAUUGCCAUUUGGAAGUUCACACAACAUGGGGGCUUAAGAUGGCGUUUGUUGUAGACAACGGAAAAGGACCCAACCAAUCUCUUCUCCCACCUCCAACUGAUCUGCCAAAAUGUUAAUUCAUUCACAAUUUGAUCUUCUUCUUCUUCUGCAUUAAAAAUGCUAUGUCUGGAGGUGAGCGAGGAGAAGUGGAGAGCAAAGAAAUAACAGAAAAAGGUCAGAGAAUGCUGAUCGAAGAGAACGACUUGUUAAUAAUUACAGAAGAGUUCUUUGGAGCAAGCAAAAAAACAAGGCUUUGCUCAUAGUUCAAUAAUUCCAGAUUGAUUUCUUUUUUCUUUUUUUACUUUGUUCAAUUGAUGUAUGUGUAAUUAUGAUAUAUUAUUGCCCACUAUAACAAGCAUUUAUUUGAUCA
Messenger RNA from Tripterygium wilfordii, 2017 nucleotides. RefSeq names its product laccase-4-like. The record is from RefSeq and is a predicted model, not a curated record. Gene Ontology annotation, biological process: lignin catabolic process. Bases 51 to 1724 code for a protein of 557 amino acids. Gene Ontology annotation, molecular function: hydroquinone:oxygen oxidoreductase activity; copper ion binding. Gene Ontology annotation, cellular component: apoplast. The transcript has 6 exons. NCBI's taxonomy places the organism in Eukaryota, Viridiplantae, Streptophyta, Magnoliopsida, Celastrales, Celastraceae.